AUGAAUCUUUGUGUUUUUAUAAUCAUCUCGAUUCUCUUGCUACUCACGACUACAACUGCCAGCCAAUUGGUAGCAGGGGGAGAAGAAGGAGGAGAUGAUAGAAAUGGUGCUAAUAUGAACAAGUGUCUGGAAAAGGAGAGACUUGCUCUCCUUCUUUUCAAAGCUCCCCUUUAUGAUCGCCGAGGCAUUCUAGCUUCAUGGAGAGCUGACAAUCAUGACUGCUGCAAAUGGAGAGGAGUCACCUGCAGCAACCAAACAGGUCAUGUCACAGGGCUUGAUAUCAGUCAUUUUGAUCUUGGAGGUGAGAUUAGCCAUACGUUUCUUAACUUAACUUGCUUGAAUCAUCUUGAUCUUUCCUACAAUUCUUUGUUGAAUGGAACCAUUCCCAGGUCAAUUGGUUCAUUGACUCGAUUAAGGUAUCUUGAUCUUUCCUACAAUCAUCUUAAUGGAACCAUUCCCGGGUCCAUUGGUUCCUUGACCGAAUUAAGGCACCUUGGCCUUUCCGAUAAUUCUUUUUAUGGAACCAUUCCUCCAGAGUUUGGAAACCUCACCAACUUGCAAUACCUUAACCUUGGAUCCGUUGGAAGGUACAGAGUUGAAAACAUAGAGUGGUUGUCGCAUCUCUCACAUUUGGAGUGGCUAAGAAUGGAUGGGAUUUCCCUAGCCAAACAAAAUUACUGGGUAGAUGUAAUUCUGAGUCUCCGGAACCUCUCAUAUUUAUCUUUAGAGGGAUGUGAGCUGUCAAAGAUCAUAUAUCCAUAUUCUUUGUUUCUCAACUCCUCUUUUUCAUCUGUUGAGUCCCUUUAUCUCGGUGACAACAAUCUCACUUCAUCCAUGUAUCGUUGGUUGCUACCAUUAACCAGCAAUAAGCUUCGUUUUCUUUAUCUCUCUAGCAACAUGUUAGAUGGGAUACCUAAAUAUCUUGGUAACCUCUGUAGUCUGGAAACUUUGUACUUCAAUAACAACUCUGCAGUGGUCAAAUUUCCUGAUUUUCUCAACAACUUGUCCGGAUGCACAUCACAUACAUUACAACUGUUGUAUGCUAUUGGAAGCCAAUUUACAGAGUCAGUUUCCGAUGAGAUCCAAAAGUUUUCAUCCCUAAAGUCCUUGGACCUGUCUCAUAAUCACUUAAAUGGAAGUAUAAGUGAGAAACUGUGGGAGCUACCCAGGCUUCAAACUCUUGACGUUUCUUUUAAUAAUCUUAGAGUUCCUUCCACAUAUCACUUGUCAAGCCUUUCUUACUUACAUUUUAUUGAUAUGAGGUCUUGCAAGCUGUUAGGGCCUCGCUUCCCCAAAUGGAUUCAGACAUUCAAACGUCUCACCCGUCUUGAUAUUUCCAAUGCUGGUAUUUCAGACACAACUCCUCUGGGGUUUUGGGACAUGUGGCCUUAUCAAUUAGAUUAUCUAAAUCUCUCUUCCAACAACAUUAACGGGAAAGUACCAGAUUUAUUAUCAAAUUUUGCCAAAUAUUCAGCGAUAGAUUUGAGUUCAAACAACUUUUAUGGUCCAAUAACAAAUGUUUCUUCCACUUUGUUAUCAUUAAAUCUUUCCAAAAACAAUUUCUCUGGAGGAAUCGCAUUUAUAUGCCAAAUUUUUGAUGGGUUAUUAUUUCUUGACCUCUCUGAUAACUCAUUUAUCGGACAACUCCCGGAUUGUUUGUGGCAUUUCAAACGACUAAAAGUUCUUAAUCUCAGACACAAUAAUCUAUUUGGAAGACUUCCUCCCUCUGUUGGAUCUAUGACAGAACUUGAGGUGUUAUAUUUGUCCAAGAACAACUUCUAUGGAGAAUUGCCUUUGUCAUUAAAAAAUUGCACCAGCUUAAAGUCGUUGAAUUUGGGGGCCAACAAGUUUUCUGGUAAUGUGCCUCUCUGGAUUGGGGAAAACUUAUCAGGUUUGUAUGUUCUUAUUCUAAAAUCAAACAACUUCUUUGGAACCAUCCCACUACAGUUAUGUCAAUUAUCCAAUCUUCAAAUUCUAGACUUGUCAAUGAACAAUCUCCAUGGAAUCAUCCCCUCAUGUUUGGGUAAUCUUACAAGCAUGGUUCAACAAGAAUUCUUACAAGGUGUAGAGUUUUAUAAAACUUCAGUAAAUUAUUCUUAUGAAAUUGAGACAUAUGUUGACCAUGCGAUAAUUCAGUGGCAAGGUGAUGAACGAGAAUUCUUUAGCACAUUGAAAUUGUUAAAGAGCAUUGACCUGUCAAGCAACGACUUAACAGGAAAUAUCCCGUAUGAAAUUACUAAUCUCUAUGACUUGAUUGCCCUGAACUUGUCAAAGAACAAACUAUCUGGAGAAAUUCCAUCGACAAUUGGUGAGAUGAACAACCUUUUGACUUUGGAUUUAUCUAGAAACAGUUUUUCAGGGCGGAUACCAUCAAGCAUGUCUCAUAUGAGUUUACUGAAUUACCUAGACUUGUCAUUUAAUAACUUGUCGGGGAGAAUCCCAUUUAGCACUCAACUUCAGUCCUUUAACCCUUCAAGAUAUGAUGGAAACACAGGACUAUGUGGACUUCCCCUUCCCAAGAAUUGCCCUGUAGAUGAAAAAUCAAAAGUACCACCUCCUGCUGGUAAAAGUGAGGGUGAUGAGGAAGACAUAGAUGAAGUUCAAAGAUGGUUUUAUAUUGGUGGGGGGAUGGGUUUUGCUACUGGAUUUUGGAUACUUCAAAGACUAGAUUUAUGUGAAGGUGAUGGUAUUCAAUUAUUCAUUGCAAAUUUGAACCUUGUGAAGAGCCUGUCAAAACCAACAAAGUGGUAUCAGAGCCUAACCUCGUGUAUGCCCAAGUAUCAAUUUCGUGAAGAGAUGUCGGGAAGCAAUGACAAUGGUGAAAAAGAUGGGUAA
Messenger RNA from Lactuca sativa (garden lettuce), 2835 nucleotides. The record is from RefSeq and is a predicted model, not a curated record. NCBI's taxonomy places the organism in Eukaryota, Viridiplantae, Streptophyta, Magnoliopsida, Asterales, Asteraceae.